Molecule: messenger RNA, 3093 nt
Organism: Bombus huntii
Lineage: Eukaryota; Metazoa; Arthropoda; Insecta; Hymenoptera; Apidae
Exons: 6
Coding region: 1776-2741 (321 amino acids)
Source: RefSeq, a predicted model, not a curated record
ACGGUUGCUCGAUGACGACGCAGCAGGGCCCGCUUUACAACCCGCGGCUGCGCCGGUACUGGGGUAUCCCUCCUCUGCACCGUAAACGAUUUUUUGGUUCGUUUUUCUAUUCAUAAUAGUUCUUAAGAGAUCGGCGAGGUCGUCAACAAGGGUUUCCAUCCUGGUGCCACUCACUCUUUCGCACCCUACCCCGGUUAAGGCUGGUGCAGGGUGACGGGGAGCUCCACAAGAAGGUGAGGUGAGUGGUCUUGGCAGAUACGGGCCCACCAACUUCUCCGAGUUUCUCCCUACCGGAUCGGAAAACUGGCGGGGGCCAAAGGCCCCGACCAGUCACCAUCCGGCUAUAGGAGAAUAUCAGAUUCAUCGGGGUUUCCCAGGGCGUGGUCAUACGCCCUGAGAACCCGUAGCCGCUUCGUGCUCCCCAUAAAAAGAGAACCUAGCGUUAAUUCUACGUGGAAUAAUCGUUAACGAAGAUUCAGAUUGGCACGUAGAUUGUCAAUUUGCAAUCGUAAACGAGGGUGGAUCCCUCUAGUCGUUGCACGAAACAGCCCCUUUCGCUCUAACAAUUUCACGAGAAUCGUCCUCUGUACGUGUUUCUCAUUCGAAAAAUCCAUUCUAUAUUUAAUUUAAUAUUCCUAGUAUCAUUGUUCGUUCGAGAUUUCCCGAACUCCUUUUAAGCGUAGAAGUUGAUUAAAUUCGGUUGAAUAAUUGAAAGAAAAAAAAUGAAAAAGAUGUAAAAAAAAUACAUAAUGUAUUUAAAAUAUUUUUCAUAAUAGAAUAAACAGUGGUAGAGUAAGUAACCGUUCCAGUUAAAAAUUGAUACGGUAUCGAUGGAUUGGAGGUGGAAAGGAACCGCGUUGAAGAAAUGGGUGCGAGCGAUAAGAGUUAGCUCGAUGAUUGUAUUUUAACAAGAAAAUCCUCACGGCUCGUUGAUCACUACCACCUGCUCCAUGUGAUAAGAAACCAGCGACACACAUUUAUGGCAGAGGGAGAUCCGUUCGUGCGUCACGUUUACAUCGCUCACUUUUUUAAUUUCAAACAUAUUCCCUUCUUGCAAAAUCCUCAUAAAAUUGCGAAACGAAUAAUUUUCUUUAUAUAAUCUUUUAAUUUCUUAUUUCAAUUUAAUGUUUGUAGACUUGACAAUUUUUCCCCCUUUUCGUCACUUUUUUCCCUCGAAUCGUUAGACAUUAAAAUAAAACCGUUGAUUAUUCUGGCUGUUUUUUUUUUAACUUUUUCUUGCGGAAAUUCUUUUUUGCUGGUGUAGAAAAUAGAUGAGAAAUUGUUUCGAUGCCCCUUUCCACUAGUUCGGGUAGAUCUCGUUUCAAUCAAUCGGUAGCCCAGAUUCUUGUUCAUUUCACACCCCCGUAUCGCAUCAUUCCCGUGCGCAACCGUGUCCUUUGCCUCUGUGGAACCCCGUGAAAGGAUCCUGGCACAGUUCCACGUCGACCAUCAGGACCGUCAGAAGCCUUAGAGAACUUUUUCAAGAUUUUCGAUAUCUAAAAUAAUAAUAAUAAUAAUAAUAAUAAUAAUAAUAAUAAUAAUAAUAAUAAUAAUAAUAAUAAUAAUAAUAAUAAUAAUAAUAAUAAUAAUAAAAGACGAAGUUUUCUCGAGGAUUAAACUUUAAACAGCAUUAAGCUUAACUUAUAGAUUCCGCAGUUUAAACUUAAGAAUUCCAGAAUUUACAGGAAGUUCUUGGAAAAGGAUCAGUAACAUCUUAGUGAUUAUUUUACGAAUAUUCAAAGUUUCGAGACACGGCGACCGAUUUAUCGAAUGCCAUGACGGACGUGAAUAGCAACAAAGUGUCCAACGAGUCUUCGAAAAAGUCGCUCGAACUGGCGAAGAAGGAGUUACGCGCGAUAGUGACGAAGAUUGAGGAAACAACACUUCCUAGCAGGUCUGUGAAAUUGUUUCGCGCUCAAUGUCUUCUUAGACCCGGAGGAUCGAAGUUCCGCAGGAGACACCUGUGGAUCUUGCUGAUCCUCGCGUGGAUUCUAGGUCAAUUCCUCUGGAAUUACGUGCACACCGUUCGUUACGACAAGUGCCUGGCGGAAGUACCUUCGUUCACGCAGAAAAUAUUCCGGCCAGCCGAGGAUUGUUCAAUGUGUCGGGACGUUCAACAGGUUGACAGGAUAUCCAACGUGGAUCCUGCCAUUUUUGAGGAACGAUAUGCGUAUUCAGGAAGACCGGUAGUGAUUACGGAUGCCAUGACUAACUGGACAGCAACGGAAACAUUCUCGUUUUCUUUCUUUAAAUCGUUGUACGACGGAGAGGACGCGAAUUGCCAGUUUUUUCCUUAUAAAACCGAGUUUAAAAGUCUUCAGGACGUGUUCGAUAUGAGCGCUAGUCGAUCAUUGCUGGAGAAAGGGACGAAGCCAUGGUACGUGGGCUGGAGUAACUGUGACGAAGAAAUUGGCGGUGUGCUCAGGAAACACUAUCAAAGACCGUAUUUUCUGCCUGUCACUGCAGAAACAGAGAAGACCGAUUGGAUUUUUAUGGGUAGCCAAGGAUAUGGGGCCCCUAUGCACGUGGACGACGUGGAACACCCUUCGUGGCAAGCUCAGAUCAAGGGUGAGAAAUUGUGGAUGUUGGAACCACCCAGAGAGUGUCAUUACGCUUGUUACAGGUUGAAAGUCGUAGUACAUCCUGGCGAAAUAAUUGUCCUGGAUACCAAUCGCUGGUACCAUCAAACGGUAAUCGUUUCCGAGGAGAUGAGCAUCACUAUCGGAGCAGAAUACGAUUAGAGGAAGCUACAGGGACGUUCUAAGGGCAUUUCGAUCGCUACGACAGCCUUUAACGACGAUACGUGUCACCAAGAUCAAUAAAGUUGUUUUGUCUUGAUAUUCACGAGUCUGUCAGCCUGAGAAUAAUUUCUAAUAGAAAUUUCACUUGAACCAAACAUUACGAACAAAGUUCUCCAAUAACAAAUUGUCCUGAUAACUCCUACUUUCGAUUGACACUUUACAAAAUGUCUUAUAUUUAUCAUGAUUUAAUUGCCAAGAAUUUUCAUCGACCGUUGAAUAAUUUCCACUUGCAAAUGGAAUUUUACAAAUUUAAUCUUUAUCCAUCGCAAUUUGCAAUACACGGUCCUUCAAC